AUGAUCACCGGCGGGUCAUCCGGCAUCGGAUUCGCUAUCGCGGAGCGUUUCCUGCGCGAAGGCGCAUCGCGCGUCAUCCUAGUCGGUCGAUCGUUUGAUCGUCUAGCUGCUGCUGCUGCCCGGUUGGAGGCCCCGACAUUGACUGCUGGGGAGGACAGCAGUACUGACGAUGUGGCGACGCGCGCGCCGGAAGAGGAUCGUCAACUACGUUCGAGACAUACACCGACGGAACAAUUAUCGCCUGGGUCGUUGAUUGAGUCGUCGGAGCGUCUCCACCUGCUCGUCGGUGACGUCUCCGACGCUGGAUCUUGGGGUCGCGAGCUUGAAAAGGCAAUGCAACCCGUCGACAUCCUCGUCAACGCAGCCGGAAUCUCCAACUCCAACAUCCUCCCCCGCACCGAACCAUCAGACAUCUCGCAAGUCCUCCGCACAAACCUCGAAGGCGCCCUGCUCACCUCACGCGCGCUGGUCCGCGCCUCUAUCCGCAGCAGAGUGAAGACCCGAUCUGCAUCCACCCCGUCGGCGGACGCCCGUCCCCCUUCGAAAUGCAUCAUCAACGUGUCGUCCCUGCUGGCGCUGAAGGGCGGGACUGGUGCCGUUCCCUACGCGGCUUCCAAGGCUGGUGUCCUUGGACUUACGCGGUCGUUGGCUGUUGAGACGGCUGAGUCGUUGAAGGGUGUGUUUAUAAGGUCGAAUGCUAUUGUUCCGGGGUAUAUUGAGACGCCUAUGAUUGCUGAUUUCACUGAGAGCCAGACAUCCAAGCUCAAGGAGUCCAUCCCGCUUCGGCGGUUCGGUCGCCCCGAUGAAGUCGCCGAUGCGGCGGUGUUCCUGGCGCAUAACGAAUACGCGAAUAACUGCGUUCUGAACUUGGAUGGGGGGCUGAGCGCUGUUUGA
Molecule: messenger RNA, 894 nt
Organism: Aspergillus campestris IBT 28561
Lineage: Eukaryota; Fungi; Ascomycota; Eurotiomycetes; Eurotiales; Aspergillaceae
Product: SDR family NAD(P)-dependent oxidoreductase
Exons: 3
Coding region: 1-894 (297 amino acids)
Molecular function (GO): oxidoreductase activity, acting on the CH-OH group of donors, NAD or NADP as acceptor
Source: RefSeq, a predicted model, not a curated record